AUGACUCUUGAUCAAGUUAGAGAAAUGGAGGUCAUAAAAGCAACAAAUGCUUCACUCCAAGCUCAAGUGGAUGCUCUCAAGAAACAAGUCGCUCCUAUGCAAAGGAAUGCUCCGGUGGCUUAUGUUCAAGUCGGGUGCAAACAAAUGACCCUUUUUCCAACACCUACAACCCCGGAUGGAGGAAUCAUCCAAAUUUCGGGUGGAGGAAUCAAGACGGGCAAGGCAAUGCUCAAGGGUCUAAUCAAGCGGGUCCAAGCUUCCAAAGCAACAAUAGGCCUCCACAACAACAAGGUCAAUAUCAAGGAAACCCAAACCAUGGGAACAAUUAUGGUGGUAGACCCCAACACCCUCCCGGUUUCCAACAACCACGGAACACGGAUGAGGGACAUGUGCUUUCAAAGACCACAAGGGGGAUUGCCCUUUACUACGGAGAACAACCCAAGGGAGCAUCUAAAAGCAAUAGAGCUUCGGAGUGGGCGGAACUUGGAAAAGGCCAAUGGCAAGAAACAUGUUGUAGAGGAGGAUGAGCCUCAAGUGUUUGUUGAUAUAGCAAGUUCAAGUCAAGAGUUACCAAAGGAAUGUGAGGAAGUGGUUAUCGAGGUUGAAGAACUUUAUGUGAGGCCGCCACCACCGCCCCCUUUGGCGGAUGCACUCCGAGAGAUGCCGCAAUAUGCCAAGUUCUUGAAGGACAUCAUUACCAACAAACGGAGUUGGGAUAGUGGUGCAACGGUUCCCAUUCCGGAAGUGUGUAACUCAAUCAUCUUGAAUGAUCUACCGGCUAAGUUAAAGGACCCAGGGAGUUUUUCUAUACCUUGCAUUGUAUGCACUAUGAGUACAAUAAAUUGCUUAUGUGAUCUUGGUACUAGUAUUAAUCUUAUGCCUCUAACUCUUUUUAGAGCGUUAUGUGGAGAUCAAACCGUGAAGAGCACCUCGAUGGUACUCCAAAUCGCGGAUCAUUCAUUGAAGAUGCCGUAUGGGAUUAUGGAAGAUGUUCUUGUGAAGGUUGAUAAGUUUAUAUUCCCGGUUGACUUUGUUAUCUUGGAUUAUGCGGUAGAUAAGGAAUGCCCAAUUAUCUUAGGGCGACCCUUUAUGAAUACCGGGAGAGCUUUAAUUGAUGUACACGGUGGGAAAUUGACGUUGAGAAUUGAUGAAGAAACGGUUGAGUUUGAUAUGAAUAGAGUAAUGCGGAAUGCCAUCGAGGAGGGGGAUUGCAUGAGGAUAGACUUGCACAUUUCUCAAGUCUCGUUUCAUUCUGAGUCUGUGGAUGAUGAAUACACUGAAGAAGAUGAACCAAAGCCGAAAAGUUUGAUCAAGAGCAAUGGUGUGACUCCACCAUCUUCCGAGUUGCCAUCAAAUAUUGAAAUGAAGCUGCUGCCGUCUCACCUCUGUUAUACCUUUGUUGGGGAGAAUGAGACCUUGCUGAUAAUCAUCUCAAAUAAGCUUUCUAAGGAUCAAUAG
Molecule: messenger RNA, 1458 nt
Organism: Mercurialis annua (annual mercury)
Lineage: Eukaryota; Viridiplantae; Streptophyta; Magnoliopsida; Malpighiales; Euphorbiaceae
Exons: 5
Coding region: 1-1458 (485 amino acids)
Source: RefSeq, a predicted model, not a curated record